Pediculus humanus corporis (human body louse) is the source of this 564-nucleotide messenger RNA. RefSeq lists its product as uncharacterized. Bases 1 to 564 code for a protein of 187 amino acids. The transcript is spliced from 3 exons. NCBI's taxonomy places the organism in Eukaryota, Metazoa, Arthropoda, Insecta, Psocodea, Pediculidae. The record is from RefSeq and is a predicted model, not a curated record.
AUGACUACAAACAAAAGUAAAAAAGUCAGAUGUUUAGUUUGCAACGAAAUUCUAACAUAUGAGAAUGAUGACACAUCCGUUUUAGUUGAUCAUUUAAAUUUGGAACAUUCUGGUUUAGACGUAUUUAGAUUUUUAGCACAUUGUCAAGUAUCAAAUUCUAAAUUAAAUCGUAGACCAAGCGAAGAACGUAAUUAUUCCCUCGAAGGAGGUGAUAAUUUAAAUGAAGAAGGAUUUAAAGUAUCUCCAAAAACAUAUAAAACGUCAGUGGAAACAUGGACACCAGGUCCACAAAGUGUUAUUUGUCCAAAAUGUGGAAAAGAAGGACAACCGGUUAUAAGAAAACAAAGAAAUAGAAUGGCGAAAACGCCAUUAGGAGCCUUGUGUAUGUUGGGGUGCUGGCCGUUUUGUUUUCUUCCAUUUUUAUUUAGACGUGAUCAAUAUUUAGACCUUCAUUGUUCCUGUUGCAAACAAUUAAUUGGAACUUAUGAUAAAAGAAAAAGUUGCAUGGUCCAAACUGGAAACGCAGGGAGCCACGCAUCGUUAAAUAAAUGCCAUUCUAAUUAA